Molecule: messenger RNA, 1851 nt
Organism: Gadus morhua (Atlantic cod)
Lineage: Eukaryota; Metazoa; Chordata; Actinopteri; Gadiformes; Gadidae
Gene: kpna2
Product: karyopherin alpha 2 (RAG cohort 1, importin alpha 1)
Exons: 11
Coding region: 2-1711 (569 amino acids)
Biological process (GO): protein import into nucleus
Cellular component (GO): cytoplasm
Molecular function (GO): nuclear import signal receptor activity; protein binding
Source: RefSeq, a predicted model, not a curated record
GAUGCUCCGGCUCGAACGGACCAAUCACAGAGCUACGUUGCAGAACUUUAAAGGUCUGAGCCGCUCUACGCUCUCCAGACACACUUCAGCACGACCAGGACGCCUGUAUCACUGCUUUAGGUCCAUCACGACGAUCAUUAAAAUGGAGAACGCAGCACGUCUGAACAAAUUCAAGAACCAUGGCAAAGACGCCAACGAGCUCCGACGAAGGAGAGUGGAGAGCAACGUCGAGCUUCGCAAGUCCAAGAAGGACGACCAGAUCUUCAAGAGGAGGAACGUGUCGACCCUCCCGGACGAGGCCACCUCCCCCCUGCAGGAGAAGAACCCAAACUGUCAGGCCAACCGGCAGUGGACGGUGGAGGAGAUCCUCACCGGGAUGCACAAGGACGACGGGGAGUCCCAGUUCCAAGCCACGCAGGCCGCAAGGAAGCUGCUGUCCCGUGAGAGGCACCCCCCCAUCGACCACAUCAUCAGAGCAGGCCUCAUCCCCACCUUCGUGUCGUUCCUGGGCCUCGCCGACUCCCCCCCGCUCCAGUUUGAGGCGGCCUGGGCGCUGACCAACAUCGCGUCCGGGACCUCGGAGCAGACGGCCUCCGUGGUCGCGGGCGGGGCCAUCCCGGCCUUCAUCAGCCUGGUCUGCUCCCCCCACCCCCACAUCAGCGAGCAGGCCAUCUGGGCGCUGGGCAACAUUGCAGGUGACGGCUCGGCCCUUAGAGACAAGGUGAUCAAACACGGUGCCGUGGCCCCCCUGCUCAGCCUGCUUGCCGUCCCCGACCUCAACGAGUUCCCUUCGGGCUACCUGAGGAAUGUGACCUGGACGCUGUCCAACCUCUGCCGCAACAAGAGCCCAUCACCCCCGCUGGCAGCAGUGGAGCAGAUCCUGCCCACGCUGGUGCGCCUGCUGCACCACGGAGACAAGGAGGUGCUGGCCGACACCUGCUGGGCGGUGUCCUACCUGACGGACGGCGCCAACGACCGCAUCGACGUGGUGGUGCGCGCCGGCAUGGUGCCGCGCCUGGUGGAGCUGCUGGGCUCCGGGGAGCUGUCGGUGGUGACGCCGUCGCUGCGCGCCAUCGGGAACAUCGUGACAGGCACGGACGAGCAGACGCAGGCGGUGCUGGACGCGGGCGUGCUGGGCGCCUUCCCCGCGCUGCUGCGCCACCCCAAGGCCAACGUGCAGAAGGAGGCGUCCUGGACGCUGUCCAACAUCACGGCUGGCCGCGACUGCCAGAUCCAGGCCGUCAUCGACGCCGGCCUCGUGCCGCUGCUGGUGCAGGUGCUCGCGCGGGGGGAGUUCAAGACCCAGAAGGAGGCGGUGUGGGCCAUCACUAACUUCACCAGCGGGGGCACGGUGGAGCAGGUGGUGUACCUGGUGCAAGCCAACGUGCUAGAGCCUCUGCUCAACCUGCUCUCCACCAAGGACAGCAAGACUAUCCUGGUCAUCCUGGACGCCAUCACCAACAUCUUCCUGGCCGGAGAUAAGAUCGGGGAGUCUGAGAAGCUGUGCUUGAUGGUGGAGGAGUGCGGCGGUCUGGACCGCAUCGAGGCGCUCCAGUCCCACGAGAACGAGACGGUCUACAAGGCCUCCCUCAACCUCAUCGACAAGUACUUCUCUGGAGAGGACGAGGAGGUCCAGAGCGUGGUUCCUGAAGUCACCACCGACGGCUACGCCUUCGAGAUCAGCGACACUCAGAGCACCUUCAACUUCUAGAACCACUGCCUCUACCUGACCUGUUGUGUGUCCUCUGCUAUUGUCUGUCUCAUGUUCAUGUGGUGCACAGCUUCUGUGUGUACUGUAAAUGUGUACUGUUUUAAACAAAACUGUAAAUAAUAAAAUACUGACUAAGCUUU